This is a messenger RNA of Harpia harpyja (harpy eagle), 5367 nucleotides long. RefSeq names its product CCAAT enhancer binding protein beta (gene CEBPB). Gene Ontology annotation, molecular function: DNA-binding transcription factor activity, RNA polymerase II-specific; RNA polymerase II cis-regulatory region sequence-specific DNA binding. The record is from RefSeq and is a predicted model, not a curated record. Gene Ontology annotation, biological process: regulation of cell differentiation; regulation of transcription by RNA polymerase II; DNA-templated transcription. The transcript has a single exon. Lineage: Eukaryota; Metazoa; Chordata; Aves; Accipitriformes; Accipitridae. Bases 333 to 1319 code for a protein of 328 amino acids.
CGGUGACGCGCCUGUUGCUAUGGGAUCCACCGCCCCUAUAAAUAACUGAGGAAAGGAACUUUCCUAAGUCAGAGACUUUAGGACGCGGGGCCCAGAACCAGAUGGUCCGGAGGAGACGCGCCAGCUCCCGCCGCAGCACCCGGAGCGGUGAAGCCCCGCCGCGCCGCAGGAACUGAUCCGGCCCAGGUGGGCAGCGCAGCCGGGGGCCGUGCCCAGCGCCAGAGACUGAGGCAGGGUCCGGAGCCCCCCCACCCCGACGGCGGCAGCUCGAUCCUCUGCCGGGGGGGCCCCCCCUGCGUCGUCUUCUCCUCCCCGCAUCCCCCUUUGCUUUCAUGCAACGCCUGGUGGCCUGGGACGCAGCAUGCCUCCCCAUCCAGCCGCCCGCCUUUAAAUCGAUGGAAGUGGCUAAUUUCUAUUACGAGGCGGACUGUCUGGCUGCUCUCAACAAGCUGCACCCGCGGGCGGCCGGGGGCCGCUCCAUGACCGAGCUCACCGUCGGGGACCACGAGCGAGCCAUCGACUUCAGCCCCUACCUGGACCCCUUAGCAUCCCAGCAGCCGGCGCAGCCGCCUCCUCCCGCAGCAGCAGCAGGGGGCAACUUUGAGCCUCCCUGCAGCAGCGGCGGCGGCCAAGAUUUCCUUUCCGAUCUCUUCGCCGAGGACUAUAAAGGCAGCGGCGGGAGCAAGAAGCCCGACUACACCUACAUCAGCCUCGCCCGGCACAGCCACCCCUGCGCCAGCCAGAGCCACAAGCCGGGGGGGCUGCCGGGCUGCUUCCCGCCCCAGAUCGUGGAAACCAAAGUGGAGCCAGUCUUCGAGACCCUGGACUCUUGCAAAGGGCCCCGUAAGGAAGAAGGGGGAGCCGGGCCGGGACCGGGGGGCAUGUCCUCGCCCUACGGCAGCACCGUGCGCUCCUACCUGGGUUACCAGUCGGUGCCGAGCGGCAGCAGCGGGAACCUGUCCACCUCGUCCUCCUCCAGCCCCCCCGGCACCCCCAACCCCUCCGAGUCCUCCAAGUCCGCCGCCGCCGGCGGGGGCUACUCCGCCCCCCCGGCGGGCAAGAACAAGCCCAAGAAGUGCGUGGACAAGCACAGCGACGAGUACAAGCUCCGCCGGGAGAGGAACAACAUCGCGGUGCGCAAGAGCCGCGACAAAGCGAAAAUGCGCAACCUGGAGACGCAGCACAAAGUCUUGGAACUGACGGCCGAGAACGAGCGGCUGCAGAAGAAGGUGGAGCAGCUCUCCCGGGAGCUGAGCACCCUCAGGAACUUGUUCAAACAGCUGCCCGAGCCCCUGAUCGCCUCCUCGCCUCGCUGCUGACCCCCGGCCGGGCCGCGGGGCGAGCGGAGCCGCCGGCUCCUUGCCCUGCUCAGCGCUCCUCCCGGGCCGGGGCGAAGGGAGAGCCCGGGGGGGCGGGUUGGUUGGUUGGUUUUUAAUUCUGGUUUUUUUUUGGUCUUUUUUUUUUUUGGUCUUUAUUUACAUGUUGGCGGAGGGCCCCGCCGCCGCGCGGGAACCUCACCGGGGGCUGGGGGCUGUCAGCGGUGGGACCUCACCGGGGGCCGGGGGCUGUCAGUCAGCGGUGGGGCCCCGGCCCCGGGCGGGCUCUGCAGGCUGCUGGGCGCUGGGGUUAUUUAAAAGAGCGAGAGGAGAGCAAGGGCAAAGUGAUGCAAUCCUUUAAGCAUGGCUGGGAAUGCUGUGUACAUGAUGCAAUCUCGUGUAACUGUCAGUCAUGAAUUGAGUAAUCUGUUAAAGAUGUUCCUACAGUUUUUUUUAUUAUAAAGAAUAAUCUAUUUCUAUAAGAAAAUACAUAUGUAUAUUUUGGGAAUCUAUGCAUUCUUGCUACAUUUGAAGCAUUAAUGAACAAUUUUAAUAAACUUUAUGACUAGGUUAAAAACAGUAGCUUGUUUUAUUUUGAAGGCACAUUUAAAGUUAGAUUAAACGCAGGGUUGACAUUCUAGCUGAUCUGGCUCAAUGCUGUGAUCAGGGAUCAGGAUUUUUGUUGGUCUUUUGCCUUUCUCUGUGACUCAGAGAAAGGAAACAAAAACAAAAACAAAAAACAAAAACCCCAAGAGAAACCCAGCAAAGAGCAGAGCUGGAAGCUUUAGCCCGUUCUUGUUGCCUCAUUUUAUUUCCUCUAAUCACUUGCUUUAGCUGCCUGCCGCUUGGGUGUUGUUUGGGGAGGAGGUGUUUGUGUUGGGGGUUUUUUGCGCUUCUUGCUGUUCUGAACGUGUAGAGCAAGAUGUGCUAUCCAAACCAUGACCAGUCUUUGGCAAAGUAACACCAAGUCUGAAGUGGGAGGGAGGAAGAAAAAGUAAGGGAGGAAGCUUGAAAUGAGUUUUUGUUUGGGGUUUCUUUUUUUUUUUUUCUUUACAGAGUUUCUAUUCUCUAAGUUAUGAUUCAGCAUUUCUUAUGUUUGUAGUUUACAGGAAUAAACAUGAGAAAGUAGCAUUUCUGUUGGAUGUCGGUAAUUUCGGUCAUUGCUCAGGAAGCUCUCAUGAAACCUGGCCAGGUGAGAGGCAUAUGAACGACUCCCUUAUCUUUUCUCUUGAGACAUUUUUCUAAAAACUGUAGAUAGAGUUUCUCUGAUGAGAUGUGUUUGUUUCUGUGUGCCUGGAUGUUUGCUGGGGGCAAGCGACAGAUAAGGGGGGGGGGUGGCAGAGGAGGAGGAAGUUUGUAGCAGGCCAUAACUUUAUUUCAAAGAAAACUAAGGCUCUGCCUGCUGAUGGAACAAGCCAGCCUUGCCAGGGCUCCCAGGUUGUGUUAUUUGUGUAUAUAGCUGCUGUGUCGAGGUCUGUAAGAAGUUAACAGUCUCAAGCUGGUUACGUGGAGGGAGUUGGGCAAAUGAUCGGGUCUUACUCAGCAUUUUCCAUUUUCCUGUUAGGCCAAAUUUAAGCAUUAAGUUUUUAGAUCCAGAUUCCCAGUGCCCCAGAAAAGAAACUCCUUAAUCAUCUAUGCUCUGUUUGACAGCUGAACACAGAAUGGGUUUUCAGUAUAAAGACAGUAGACUUGAAUUUGCUGCUAUACAUUCCAGUACAGAUUGCAGAAGGACAAAUCUUCAAUUUGUUGCUUAUUUCUAGUGUUUCUUUAAGGAAAGCAUGUUUGCUCCUGAAAGAACUGUUUUGCUUUUUUUGACACUUAAGAUAAUAGCCUCCUGCGGGUGAAUCUCCCAGAGCUCUUUCUGGAAUUUGUCACAUAUUCCCUGCUCCCGCAAUGCCUCCAUAGCUCCUGCUAGGAGCUGUGCAGUAGUAAGCAGUGGAGUGUUAGUCCUGAUACAGAUUUCACCCAUUUGCUUUUUAAUUUGUACAGUGCAGUUAAGUUGUUUUUAUGAGACCCUAAGAAUAGAUUUUCUUGGGUGAGCUAGCUCCUGCACCAGCAUGACUCAAGUUCUUGCAGGCAAGAUAGACGUUAGAUCUUGUCUUGACUGUCCCUCGUGACGAUGAUUACUCCAGCCUCCUGUGGCUGUUUAUUCUACUAUUCUUCUAGUUACGAAACUUAUCCACAUCGUUAGAUCCUAUUUUCUUGUUGUGCUGUAGGCCAUGUAAUGUUACCCAAACUUACAAGCAGUGUUCCCAGUCAGAACCGAGUGCUGCUGAGGGUGGAAUUGCUGGAGGACUGAAGAUGUCCUCAGAUACAUUUCUUUCUUUCUUUCUUUAUAAAUGGUAAAGCUUCCAACAAAAGUUCAGUUUGUGGGGGCUGGAAGGCAGGGUAGAUUGAAAGAUAAGAUGUACUAAAGGUAUUUAUAUUUGUUUAAAUAAUAGUCCGGUUUUGGAGAUAGAGCUCUAUCAGGCAUGAAUGAGCUAAUCCCCGUCCUUAAACUUUGCCUGCCACAGUUCAGGAUAGCCAGUGCGGUGUUCCUGCAGUUUAAAGAAUGAUGUUUAAAUUACUGCUUUAUUCCAAUGUAUCUCUUAAUUAGCAUUACAGAUUUCUCGUUCAGGAGGAAACUUGUGCAGCAAUGAGUUUUUGCCAGAAAGAUGCAGUUACAGACAGGAAAGUUGAGGACAUAAAUGCACCAGUUUUACACUAGUCUCAGAAGGAAUCCGUGAAAGAGUCAGAAAGAGAAUUCCCGAAUCCUUCAUUCUUAAUCUUGUAUUUCCCACAUAACUUACAUUUUAGGAGCUUUGUAGCAUGAUUAAAUGCACGGAGGUCAUGAAAUACCCUGCUUUAUAAACAAGCAUAUGAAAAAGCCCCUGUAAUUAAAACAUUUCCUCGAAAAAAAUAAUCUGGAAAAAAAUAGUUUGGAAAUGAAUCUGAGAAAACUCCAAGCACUAAAGUAGACAAAAGAUUCCAAAUACCAUUUCUAAUCACAGUGGGGGAAUUGGAAAAUCCCUGUCCAAACAGUGGCUCAGUUCCGAUUAUUGAUACAGUUUCCUAUUACAAAUAAGAUUCUGUUGACUGAAAGCAGUACUGUGGUACGUCUCGGUUGUCUUCUGACAGGGUCUCUUGAGCUUCUUUUCCUAAAGUGACUUCGGUACAGCUUGUGGUAAGACUUUGCAGUCUAUCUGCAGGCAACCCUUGCAGAGUAGUUAAGGCACUUACUCCAGUAGUCUGUUUUGAAUUUUAUGGAAGUUUAUAAACAGCAUUUUGUUUGGGCUUUUUUUUCCCCCCCUUUCAAAUUAUUUAUUACAUUGACUGAUUCAUACAGGUUUUUCUUGUUACUACUAAAAUAAUAGUUUCUUCCUAUGUACAAAUAAGUAAGAUCAAAUCCCUAGCACUGACAUCCCCUUUGCAAAGCAUCUAGCACUGUUUCAUCAUUUGCUAGGUGUUUGAAUUCAGUUGUGCUUAGUUCUGCAAAAGGAAUCAAAUGUAUAAUUUUAAAACAAAAUAUUUAAAAUACAAUACAAUUUUGUUAGCAGUUCAUCUAUCUAUUAAUAGAAAUUAUUAACUCUCUGCUUAUCUGUCCAAAGCAUGUAUAACCCCGUGCAGCUCUGACACUGUGGUGUUGCUUUUAGACUUUUCCCACUGCCUUCCAUUAGUGACUGUUGGAAGAUGCAGGAAAAUUUACGCUUGUUGCUAUACUAAUCGUUUCUCCUCUAUCAAAUAAAAUCACCCAAAUUGCACACAUGCACCAAAGGGUUAUUGGGCGGGAGACUUGAUCACAUUUGAUAACAGUAUGGUUUUUUCCUCAUUGAAAUUCUGCGAUAGCCUUCAGAUAUUGAAAUUACAACCUGAAAAAAGCUUUGUGCACAAUGUUAACCUUUACCAUUUCAUUGCUAGAACAACUGUCAUUGAUGUGGAUGUGUAUAAAAAUAUGAAGUUACUCUCAUACUAGCUAGUUUUCAAGCAAUGUUUCAUUAGCUGUGACCAGAAUAAAAGUCAAUGCAACUCAGUAUCUGCUUUAAUAAAGAGAAAAAAUUUAUAUGAGGCCAAA